AAGUGAAUUGAGAAAUAGAAGGAGCAAUAUUUACAUAGAGAGCUCGUGCUUAAACAUUCCUACAGAAAGGAACGCGCCUCUCUCUCUCUCUCUCUCUCUCUCUCUCUCUCUCUCUCUCUCUCUUUAUCUCUCUCUGUAUCAGCUGUGCGUAAAAAGACGAGGAACCAGUCAGACCACUCCAGACUAGAAAUGGCGACAGACCGGACCGAGACGACACUUAUGGAAGACGACGAGGAGGUUCAGUCAUCAGACUCGGACUUGUCUCUGGGUCUCAGCGGUAACAUCCCCAAGAGACACGCGCGAGUCACUGUCAAGUACAACCGAAAGGAGCUGCAGAAGCGGCUGGAUGUGGAGAAGUGGAUCGACGACAGUCUGGACCAGCUGUACGAGGGACAGGAGGGCGACAUGCCAGAGGAGGUGAACAUUGACGGUUUGAUUGAUUUGCCUGACGAUGAAGAACGAGUCAGGAAGUUACAGGAGCUUCUUAGAAACUGCAGAAACAACACAGAGACCUUCAUCAGAGAGCUAGUGGAGAAGCUGGAGGGCGUUCACAAACAGGAGGAGCUGCAGAGUGAGGGCAUCGAGCAUCCAGUUAUCUGCCACAGCCACUACCGCCACGAGCCGUACCACUUCAACAAUCCACACCAACAAGUGCACACCACCCGAGGACAGAACCAGACCCUCUGACAGCCCCACUUUCAAACACUAUACACACACACACACACACACACACACACACACACACACUACCACACACACAAACAAACACACACACACAGAGUCACACACCGUGGAGGGAGAAAUAAAUAUCUCUACACUAAACAUAAAACUACAGCCAAGGGCAAUUCCCCUAGCUUAGCAUAAAGGCUAAAACGUUUGAAACAGCAAGGAGGGCUGUCUUUUAGAGCAGCUCUCUUAACUUCUGUUCCGACUGGGCAUGAAUCAAAUAUUACUGAUGUUAAAUGCAGAAGUAUGACAGCAAGUUAACUUGUGUGCAUUCAUGUUGGUUAAACUCAACCUGAGAAUAUUUGCACUUCCAGACACAGCAGGUUCAGUAGCAUAACAUCACCUUGAGGCACACCUCAAGGUGAUGCUCAUAUUUAUAGAGGGACUACAACUACAGGUGAUGUGGUUCAUAUGAUAUAACAUAUAGAGAUGGACGCCAUGACAGCUCCUCAAGAAUGAAGCCAACAUUUAAAGCUCCCCCUGGUGACUGGUUGCAGUAUAGGCCAUAAAGCUGUCUCCUCCAUGUUAACUAAUGGGACAAGUUAAGUCAAACUAUAAAACCAUAAUUAAUAUAUGUUGAAUAAAUAUUUGUCAAACAUGG
Notolabrus celidotus (New Zealand spotty) is the source of this 1327-nucleotide messenger RNA. RefSeq names its product protein phosphatase 1, regulatory (inhibitor) subunit 14Aa (gene ppp1r14aa). Gene Ontology annotation, molecular function: protein serine/threonine phosphatase inhibitor activity. NCBI's taxonomy places the organism in Eukaryota, Metazoa, Chordata, Actinopteri, Labriformes, Labridae. Gene Ontology annotation, cellular component: cytoplasm. The record is from RefSeq and is a predicted model, not a curated record. Gene Ontology annotation, biological process: regulation of phosphorylation. The coding region runs from base 190 to 687 and encodes 165 amino acids. The transcript has 4 exons.